CUACCCGCUCGCCUCCCUCCCUCCCCCACCCACCCACGGCUAGGGGGACGUGAGCGGGAGAGAGUCGAUAUAAAGCCGGGGGUGGAAGGGAUCUCUCCUCUUCACCAUCAUCAUCAUCACCACCAACGCCGAUCAGAGAGAGAGAGAGAGCGGUCAACUCACAACUGCUGGGACCCUUCCAUUCAUUGCGUGAUCCUAAACGAGCGGCGCUCCUCGGCGCCAUGACGGACGUGAAGAAGAGGGGCUCCUCCUCGUCGUCACCGUGCGACGACCCCCACGCCGGCAAGACGAUGCUGCCGCACGACGGCGGCGACGGCGGCGGGGCGGUGGUGUGCGGGCCGGGCGGCGAUCCCACGGUGGAGCUCAAGCGCACCAUCACGCUCACCAACGGCGUCGCCAUCAUCGUGGGCACCAUUAUCGGCUCGGGAAUCUUCGUCACGCCCACGGGCGUGGUGAAGGAGGCGGGCUCGGUGGGCCUCUCGCUCAUCGUGUGGGCCGUGUGCGGCCUCUUCUCCACGGUGGGCGCGCUCUGCUACGCCGAGCUGGGCACCACCAUCAGCAAGUCGGGCGGCGACUACGCCUACAUCCUGGAGGUGUACGGCCCGCUCGUCGCCUUCCUCAAGCUCUGGAUCGAGCUGCUCAUCAUCCGGCCCUCGUCGCAGUACAUCGUGGCGUUCGUCUUCGCCACCUACAUCAUCAAGCCGCUGUUUGCGUGCACCUCGGUGCCCACCGUGGCCGCCAAGCUCGUGGCCUGCCUCUGCGUCAUGACGCUGACGAUCGUGAACAGCUACAGCGUGAAGGCGGCCACGCGAGUCCAAGAUUUCUUUGCUGCGGCCAAGCUGCUGGCGCUCGGGGUCAUCAUCGUGCUGGGCUUCGUGCAGAUCGGGCGCGGUGACAUCCCCUACCUGGAGUCGGAGAGCGUGUUUGACGGAACAAAAACGGACGUGGGCAGCAUUGUGCUGGCUCUCUACAGCGGCCUCUUCGCUUACGGAGGAUGGAAUUACUUGAAUUUUGUCACCGAAGAGAUGAUUGAGCCCUUCAAAAACCUUCCCCGAGCCAUCAUCAUCUCGCUGCCCAUCGUCACCAUCGUCUACGUGCUCACCAACCUGGCGUACUUCACCACGCUGUCCCCUCAGAGCAUGCUGGAGUCCCAGGCCGUCGCAGUGGACUUUGGGAACUAUCACCUGGGUGUGAUGUCCUGGAUCAUUCCCGUGUUCGUCAGCCUUUCCUGCUUCGGCUCCGUCAAUGGGUCCCUCUUCACCUCCUCCAGGUUGUUCUUUGUGGGCGCUCGGGAAGGGCACCUGCCCAACUUGCUCUCAAUGAUCCACCGGCGCCUCUUCACUCCGGUGCCUUCCCUCCUCUUCACGUGCCUCAUGACGCUGCUCUACGCCAUCUCGGAUGACAUCUUCUCCGUCAUCAACUUCUUCAGCUUCUUCAACUGGCUGUGCAUCGCCAUGGCCAUCUGCGGCAUGAUGUGGCUGCGCUACAAGGAGCCGCUGAGACCUAGGCCCAUCAAGGUGAACAUCCUGCUGCCCAUCUCGUUCGUGCUGGCGUGCAUCUUCCUCAUCGUCGUGUCCGUGGUGGUGACGCCGGUCGAGUGCGGCAUCGGCCUCGCCAUCAUCCUCACCGGGAUCCCUGUCUACUUCGUGGGCGUGCGGUGGCAGAACAAGCCGCCCUCGCUGCUCAACCUCAUCAGUUCCAUGACGAUCCUCUCGCAGAAGGUUCUGGAAGUGAUCCCGCAAGAGUCGUGACCCUUCUUGCCCCAGCGAUGCCGAAACCUCUCUACAGAAAAACCACAUUCUCUACUGCGUUUGGGAGGGGGGGAGGGUUAGGGGGGGGUUGCCAAUUUGUUACCAGACUUGAUUUGGAAAUGUUUUGCUCUUACACACCCAUACAAACAGAAACGUCUGUGCCACACACUCCAUCAAACAUUUGCCGCUUAUUAAGUUCUCUUAGCUGUCCAUGUGAGAAAGUAUUCGGCAGGAGGCCUUCGAAGCUCUGUUUUUCUUCGAGCCAUAUUACACGCCAACGUUACAAAUCUCAUCAACUCGUUCUUGUGGACACUUAUUUUUUUUUAAACGACUAAUUUAUUACUGUACUUCAUUCCCUUUUUUUUGCAUUUACAUCUCUAGUGUGUUUUUUGUGUGCCAGCAAAAGUCCUUAAGACACUGUUUACAUAGAGUCGUGAAACGGAGACACCGCGAGUGUCGGUUCAGCCUCGACCACAAUAUGAAUUCACGUGGGGAACAAGGAGAGCUCUUUCGCGUAUUCCUAAAAGCCGAGUAUUUUGCAGCAGCCGUUGCGCACAAUUCGUCUCUCACAGCCAAUGGUAGUUGCAGAAAAGCGACCCCCCCCCCCCCACGCGUCCCAAAGCAUUUACAAAUAUCGGGAAGUUUUGUCCUCGUUUCAAACUUUCCAGCCUUCACCCUCGACUUGUCUGUUACGGGCACAGUCCAGAGGGCCUGGCUGCCUGCCUGGUGGGGAAGGGUCUGGCAAAGACCAAGCGGGGCCUGUGAGCAGUGGGCAGGUCCAACGUGAGCGAGCGAGAGCAGGAGGAGGGAGGCCGCCGCCGCUCACUGUGUGGGCAGUGCUAGUGGUGGAGUGGGUGUGGCUUCGUGAGUGGGCGGGGCUGGAAAGGGGCCGUCCAGGUCGCCUGCAGCAGCCGCCACGUGUCCCGGUUAAGCCCCACAGGAAGUUUGGUGGCCAUGCGCAAGCAGAAAAUGGGUCCUGAAAAUUUGCAGCGUUUUAUAACUACGGCUGCCGUUGUACGUGGCUGUUAUUUCUGGAGCUAUUUUUUUCCUCUCCCCGUGCGUUUAAAAAGAAGGCUAUUUUAAAUGGCGACGUGAAAAGGCCGGAAAGUGUUUGUCCCAUGAGUUUUUGUACACUUUAAUGCAUACACGUAAGGAAAUGUGUCAUUUGUAAAAGCAAUUAAUUUGUGAUUGAAGUCAUACUUUAUUUAAAAGAGUUGUGGGCGGCAUUACGAAAGACUGAGGCCGUUGAUACUUUUAGAAAAGUGACAUGUGCUAUUGGGUGCAAACAUUCCCAAAGGAGCUUGCAUAACAACGACUGAACAUCUAGUAAAAAAGAGCUCAUGGAUUCCUCCAGUCUGAAGAUUCUGACUAUGGUGAAGUAUGUUUAAUGUGUGACCACAUCCAUUGUGCACGUUGACGAAUGUACACAUGAAACCGAAUAAAACAAUACACUUACGA
This is a messenger RNA of Lethenteron reissneri (Far Eastern brook lamprey), 3209 nucleotides long. RefSeq names its product solute carrier family 7 member 5 (gene SLC7A5). Gene Ontology annotation, cellular component: membrane. NCBI's taxonomy places the organism in Eukaryota, Metazoa, Chordata, Hyperoartia, Petromyzontiformes, Petromyzontidae. Gene Ontology annotation, biological process: amino acid transmembrane transport; neutral amino acid transport. Gene Ontology annotation, molecular function: L-amino acid transmembrane transporter activity; neutral L-amino acid transmembrane transporter activity. The record is from RefSeq and is a predicted model, not a curated record.